UAAUGCAAUGUACUCAGUCGGUGGUAUGUCGUGGACAAGUGCAGACGUCAUGGCGUGGAAACAUAUUCAUUUGUUGAUAUUGUUUGUCUAUAGUUCUUAUUUAGUCAAAGCAUAUACAGUCCCACCUGCAAAACUCGAAGCAAUAUAUCCUAAAGGGUUGAGAGUUUCAAUUCCAGAUGACGGUUUCACACUGUUUGCGUUUCACGGGAACCUGAACGUGGAAAUGGAAGGUCUGGAGGCUGGACAAUGGGCGAGAGAUAUAACGAAGGUUAAGAAUGGUAGAUGGACUUUUAGAGAUAGGAAUGCUGAACUGAAAUUAGGAGAUAAAAUCUAUUUCUGGACGUAUGUUAUAAAGAAUGGUCUAGGCUAUAGACAGGAUAAUGGAGAAUGGACUGUAACUGAAUUUGUCAAUGAAAAUGGUACAAUUGUGGAUCCGAAUGACUUACCACCUGCAACCACAACCACUCCUAGUUUCAUACCAACGUCAGCAACAGUUCCACCUUCAUGUCAGCAGUCUCUAACCGCGGUGCUGGGUCGUGGUCGCGUCUGUCGUGGAGAACUCCUCUUCAAUGAGGAAUUUGAUAAGAACAAUAUUAAAGAUUUAUCAAAUUGGAUCCCGGAAAUUAUGUUUCCACAGGAACCGGAUUAUCCUUUUAACGUGUAUCUAUCUGACGGUACACUGCGGCUCGAAAAUGGAAUGCUUAUAAUUUCUCCAAUACUUUUAGAAACUAAAUACCACGCGGGAUUUUUAAAUGGUGCCUUAGAUCUGACAAAUACUUGCACCGGAAUGAUCGGCACAUGGGAAUGUUCUCGAACAGCAUCUGGAGCGCAGAUACUACCUCCAGUUGCAACUGGAAAGAUAACAAGUAAAAAUAGGUUUAAUUUCAAAUAUGGUAGAGUUGAAAUUCGCGCGAAACUACCGGCUGGAAGUUGGCUUUUACCAGAAAUAAACUUAGAACCGCGUGAUAAUGUUUACGGUAAAACAAACUACGUAUCUGGUCUCGUAAGAAUAGCGUUUGCUAAAGGGAAUGCUAUUUACGCUAAAAAGUUGAACGGCGGACCAAUUUUGUCCGAUUUGGAACCUUACAGAUCUUUUAAUAUGAAGAGUAAAAUCGGUAUAAGCAACUGGAACAAAGAUUUCCAUAAUUACAGCUUAGUUUGGAAACCAGAUCUUUUGGAGUUUUAUGUUGACGGAGAUUUGUACGGUACAGUGGACCCUGGUGAAGGAUUUUACAACAGCGCCAAUCAGAACGGUGUCACACAAGCCUGGCAUUGGAUACAAGGAACAGUUUUGGCACCAUUGGAUCAAAUGUUCUACGUAUCCCUUGGCCUUCGUGUUGGUGGUAUCAAUGACUUUAGUGACGUCAAAGAUGCAGAGACCAAGCCGUGGAAGAAUGGGGGCAGGAAGGCAAUGUACGAUUUCUGGACCGCAAAAGACGCAUGGUUCCCUACUUGGUACAACUCUGAUAUGAAAAUUGAUUACGUCAGGAUAUACGCCUUGUAACAAAAUUAUACUUAAUACGUCUGAUAUAAAGUAUAAAUUAUUUAAAUAUUUAA
Molecule: messenger RNA, 1557 nt
Organism: Papilio xuthus (Asian swallowtail)
Lineage: Eukaryota; Metazoa; Arthropoda; Insecta; Lepidoptera; Papilionidae
Product: beta-1,3-glucan-binding protein-like
Exons: 8
Coding region: 8-1504 (498 amino acids)
Biological process (GO): carbohydrate metabolic process
Molecular function (GO): hydrolase activity, hydrolyzing O-glycosyl compounds; carbohydrate binding
Source: RefSeq, a predicted model, not a curated record